Molecule: messenger RNA, 645 nt
Organism: Lasiodiplodia theobromae
Lineage: Eukaryota; Fungi; Ascomycota; Dothideomycetes; Botryosphaeriales; Botryosphaeriaceae
Exons: 3
Coding region: 1-645 (214 amino acids)
Source: RefSeq, a predicted model, not a curated record
AUGCGCACUUCCAACCGGACGCCUUCCCACGGCAUCGACGAGGCCGCCGUCGUGGAAAAAGACAUACGUGCGAGGAUUCCGUUGAGGUGGGAGUUCUUUUCAACGGAGAUGUUUGUUCGCGACAGAAGUGGAGGACCACAGAUUCCCGCAAUUGGCAGACAGGACAGCUUGUGUGCGGUCCCGCUAAUCUGCUCUUUCCGAUGGAUCCGGGAGAUGAACCAAGAAAGCGCAGUGACCAGAGAUGUCAAGUGUCCCGGAACGACUAGCAUCACUGGGCAUGAAGUAUCGUUCCAGGGCGUGGUGCGCAACAUGGUCUUCACUCUCAAAGGGCUUACCUUUCGGCGGGAUGUUUGGGUCUGCGACCAGCUGGACAGUCUGUACGAUUUCGUUUUCGGAGCCAGCUUCAUCAAGCAAAACUUCAGGCUACUUUUCCAGAAGAUGUUCCGGGGCGCGAAGAAUAUCUUUGCUGGUUGGUUUACGAAGAGGAAAGAGACUCCAGAAGAGAAAAGGGAGGCAGAGGCUUUGAGAGCCAAGCAGGAAUCAGAAGCAGAUAUCCUGGAGAAGGCCCGCCAGGCCAGGCAAGCUGAAGAGCGUGAGAAGAGAAAGCAGGCCAGCAUACAUGAGACGAAUGCUUCGUCUUUGUAG